GAGAGUCUGGACAUCGACCUCUUGGCAGAUUUGGAAUCUUAUUUGCAGGAUAUCAACGAUAGGCUCACGAUUUCGAGGAUGGUGAGCGAUUCUGUUAUCAAGGGUAUGGUGAGUGCGGUGGAGCAGGAGGCCGAGGAGAAGAUUGGGGAGAAGCAGCUGGAGAUAGCCAGGCUGAAGGAAACGUUGCGUGCGUAUCGUACAGUGGAGGGGAGGGAUAAGCUUUCGCCUAUUCCGUUGUCAUUGUUGAAUGAGGGGAAUACCCAGCAAGACCCAUUUUUAGUCAUCUCAAAUCCUCAGAAAGACCGUGAUGGGAAUUCGGAUUUUCUGAGCAGCUGUAUAAGCGAAGUGAAAGAGCAGCUAGCGAAACUCAAGAAAGAGGUAAACUACGUUAAAGGUGGAAAUCGUUGUAGGAGGAUUAAUUCAGGUGAUGAGUUGGUGGGGUUGGGUGGUAUCUUGCUGGAGGACGUCUCUGAAAGAUUGAUCGGUGUGGACAGUACUUUCAAUGGUCUCCAGAGUACACUAGAUUCUUUCUUCAGCCAGCUGAAGGAUAUGGUUCACAUAUCUAAGACGUCACUUCGUGAGAUGCAGCAGGAAUGGGAACUAAGAGCAGAAAUUGAGGCCAUUGUGACAACUGACUACAUCAGGAGCCUCCACAGUGAGUUUGAGAGGAAGCUUUGGGAUCUUAAUAGUUGUUCUCAUGGGUGUGAAAACCACUGGUCGCUGAAGAAGAUAAAAGAAAUAACAGCUCCUCUACGUGAGGAACUGGUUGUGCUUUCUAAUCUAUUGUCCGGUGAUGAUAAUGGACACCUAAUUUCGCAAGUGUCCUUGGAGGAUGGUGAAGAAUGUUUGAUUAAUAAAAGAACUGAUCACUUGAAUCGGAAACUGUCAGGUAACCAUUUGCUAUCAGCUUCUCCCUGGGAGGGUAGUGGCAAGCAUGAUGAGCUGAUAAUCACUAGGCCAGAGAAUUUGGACCCAGCUCAACUAAAACAUAUGGGAAGAGAUGAAUUGAUAAGUUAUUUCAAGACUGAGAUGACCAAAAUGAAAAGAUUCCAUGAGUCCAAGAUACAGGAGAAGACUGAAGAGGUUUUUAGUCUCAAGCGAGAAUACAUGAAGGACAGAGGACUUUCAUUGACGGUCAGAAAGGACAAGGAAUUUGAAGGAUUGAAGAGAAAAAUCCCUGAGGUGCUCUUGAAGUUGGAUGACAUUUUGAUGGAAAGUAACACCGUACCUCAAUCUAAUGGUGAUGCUGUAAGUUUUGGCACUAUGAGGGAGAGGUUGGAAGAUCUUCUGACUGAAAAUCACUGGCUAAGAGGCAUUCUUUCUGAUAAGAAAAAAGAGGUAAAGUGUCUUCUCUCACAAAUUUCUAAUGAUGCAAAGCAAAUCUCUUCUCAUUCUUCUGCUGAGGCAAAAUUAUUUGAAAUGAUUGGAAAUCUCUCAUGUAAACGGGAGGAUGCACAAAUUGAAGCUUCCAUUUCUGAAGUGGUAUACAUAUGUGUCAUCAAGGAGAUGAUGGCAUACAUUCACCACAUUUCUGGCAAUUUGUAUGCUCAGAAAAAUAUCAGGGAAGAUGUUCAUGAAAUUGCUCAUGUUGCUGAAUGUUCAUGCCAAUCUGAAUUUGAGAAUUUGAAUACGGAGUCUGCUAUAUUGCAAGGGUUGGAUGGAAUGAUAUUUGCAGAAGUUUUGAAGGAUGUCAAGGAGAAAUUGUGUCACUCGAAUGAUUUGUAUAUUAACGAAAUGAAGCUCAGAGCAUCACUUGAAUGGGAAGCAAUGGAAAGAGAAAGAUCACUGGAAUCGAAAAUUUCGGAGAAUGAAAAGUUAAAGCAGGAGACAACGCAGUUGGCGUUGUUGGUGGAAGAAAAGGAGAAAUUAGCUCAGGAAACAGCUAAUAAAUUGUCUAUACAGAUGAAACAAUGCGAAAUAAUUUCUCAAGAGCUUGACCUCUUGAAAGCGGAAUCAAGUAGACAGCAAAUCCUAAUUGCAGAGAUGGAUAAAAAGUCAGAACUCAUGAAAGGUAACCUUGCUCAAGGACUUGAGCAAAUUAAAGUAUAUGAAAGGGAGUUGAACAAUCUGAAUGAGAAGUUAAGUUUAGCAGUCGAAGAGUUGAGUAAAGCUAAUGAAGAGAGAGGGUUGUUUCUGGUGGCUAAUCAAGAGAAGGAGAAUGCUGUAGUGUUGCUUAGAGUUAAAGAAAGAGAGAACUUGAAACAGCUUGAGUUAAUGACUGGAACUGUCCAUGAAUUGCUGAAGAAAGUAGCUGGCUUGGAACAGAGUAUAUCGGAAGAUAUUCAGAGGAAAAACAUGAGGUUGGGUACCUUGGGGUCCCAACUGAGUUCCUUUGGGCAGCAGGCUAUUGCACUUAGAAGAAUGGGAUCUAUCUAUGAGCAGAGACUUGAAAGAAAAUGUUCAGACCUUCAAAAAGCUGAAGCUGAGGUCGAUCUCCUAGGAGACCAGGUGGAUACACUUUUGAAUCUCCUGGAGAAAGUUUAUAUUGGUUUGGAUCACUACUCUCCAAUCUUGCAACAUUAUCCUGGAAUUAUGGAGGUCCUGAAGCUUGUAAGAAGAGAGUUGACGGGGAAUCUUUAAAAUUAAUUUGACGGAUUGUCUGAUAAAUUGAUGCUUCAAACACGAGCUCAGACUGAUAAAACACUACUGCAUCCGCGUCUUUUGUCACUGUGGCAGUUCUGCAGCACCUCCAGCCAACUACUCGUCGUGCUGCUGUGGACAUGGUUCUUUUCUGUGGAUAGUAUGCCUUCUUUAGACGAUUAUAGGAAAAUUAUGAUGUCACAGGACAAAUGGCUUCUGAAGGAAUAAGGCGAAAUGUAGAUGUCUCGCAUAGACCCAUGUAAAAUUAAGGAAGAAACUAGGAAGAUGCUAGCCGAUUUUGAUGUACAAAGGUGAUGCAUUUUUAUUUUUUUGGGACGUUGGGUAGCGUUCUUUGUCCACGGAGCCAAAUCUCUAGUUCCUUCUUAUUUUUUCCUCUUGUUUUUACCUCUUGCUUAUGCAAAGUCUUCACCCUUUCUUUUC
Messenger RNA from Eucalyptus grandis, 3021 nucleotides. RefSeq names its product WPP domain-associated protein-like. The coding region runs from base 79 to 2580 and encodes 833 amino acids. NCBI's taxonomy places the organism in Eukaryota, Viridiplantae, Streptophyta, Magnoliopsida, Myrtales, Myrtaceae. The record is from RefSeq and is a predicted model, not a curated record. The transcript is spliced from 5 exons.